UAUUUAAUAUCGUGUUUUACCACCGUUCCCUUUUGAACCACGGACGCACCCAGCCCGGCAGGCCCCAACCACCCACCCCGACCAAAACCCAGACCCAAACCCAGGGGCGCGCGUCGUUUGAUGCGAUUCCGGCGGCGAUCGAAGGCACCACCACCCCCGCGACCCGCGCCCCCGGCGUAGUGUUUCGGCGAUCUCCCCGGAGAAGCAUGGCCGGCGGCGGCGGAAGCGGAAGCGGCGGGGCCCGCCCCUCCGACAAGACGGCGCGCGCGCCGACGAUCCACUCCACCAUCCAGUCCAUCAAGGAGGUCGUCGGCGGCCACUCCGACGCCGACAUCUACGACGCCCUCCGCGAGUCCAACAUGGACCCCAACGAGACGGCGCAGAAGCUUCUCAACCAAGAUCCAUUUCAUGAAGUGAAACGCAAAAGGGACAAGAAAAGAGAGAGUGCUGGACAUAAGAGCGUUGCAGAAGCUGCAACACAAGUUGACAACAGUUCCCAACGGAUGAAGCCACACACUCAAAAGGUUGGCAAUGAUCAAAGAAGAGCUUACAAUCAGGGUCAGACAUAUGGCCCUAGUCGAGAAUUUCGGGUUGUGAGGGACAACAGGCAUGGUGUGGUGGAGAACAGAUCAGAACUAGGACACAAAGGUUCAACAUAUACGCAAGUGUCUGAUAGGAGUGGGGUUGUAGUUCAGACUGAUCAAAAUCGCCCUCCAGCUACAACCUCAGAAGGUCAGAUCAGGCAUCAAACUGGAAAGAACAGUCACAACUCUAGCAUGCUUCAGGUGAACAGGGAAGCUCAGGCUACUGCUCAGAGGCAUGCGAAGCCAUAUAAAAACUCCCAGAAGGAGCACCACCUUCCAUAUUCUGAUCCAUCUUACGCUUCCUCCAAUUACAAAGCUGUUGGAGGAUCAGUUGGAGCCAAUCGACGCGAAGCUGGAGUAGUUAAUGCUCCGAGACAGUAUUCUGGUCGUCCAGGUUCACAGUUGCAUGUAUCAAGUGGUACUUACCAUGCAAAUAUUCGAAGGGAGAAUUUUGCCUCAGCUGGGCCAUCUAGUCGUCCCUCAGCUUUUAUGUCUAGAAAUGCUCUACCCAAUCAUAGGCAUGCACUAGACACAGUAUCUCGUGGCCGGUCUGUUGGUAGACCUUUUGUGAACCAUAGCAUCAACAAGUAUCACCAGGUUCCUGCUAGCAACCAAAAAGCAGUUAAAGAGUGGAAGCCAAAAUCGACAACCAAGUCUGCCACCAAUGAUACAGAUAACAGUCGGACAGAUGCAGUACCUCCUUUAGAUAACAAAACUGAAAGCGCUGAUGUUCUGGAUGUGAACAGCUUGUGUGACAAAACUUCUCAUGCUAACCUGCAUGAGAUGGAGCAUGUGAUUAUUCCCGAACAUCUUCGUGUGCCAGAGUAUGAGCAGACAAGAUUAAGAUUUGGCAGUUUCACUCCUGGGUUUGAUUCAGACCAGUUACCGGCCUUGACUUCUCCAGAAUCAGAACAACCAGUACAGUUAGGUGAACCUUUACCGGAGCUGGUUGUUGAAGAGGAUGCAUUUGGUGCUGAACAUGAUGAAGGGGAUGACCAAGCUGGAUCACAGCUCACUAAUUCAACAGCAACGGCAGAGAUUUCCUUGUCACCAUCUGAGGAUAGCGAACAGAUGAGUGGUCAAGAAGUUGAGGAUGAUGAUGGACUGGGCAUAGUACAGAGUGACACUCCACUUGGUGCAACUGAUGACCAUAAUAUUCAUAGCACCUCUAGCUUGGCUGCUUUUUCUACAUACACUCAUGAAGAUUCUAAUAGUGACGCACAGUUAUAUGGGCUAGUACAGCCCAGUGUGCACCAACAGGUGUUGGCUUCGUCUUCUCAGGGGUAUACUUCGGUAAAUCCAGAAGCAGAUAGUGUGCAAGCAUUCAGAAUGCCAGAAUCCAAUGUUCAUUCACAAGUUCUCCCUUCAACAUCUGAGGCCCUAAGUUCACAACUUGUGAGCAGCAGCCCUAUUGCAAUCUCUUCACAACAGCAACAUAUAUCCCAGCAACAACAAACAACACAGAUGUACCCUCCAAUCCAUGUGCAGCAUUAUCCGAAUUUUAUGCCAUAUCGACAUCCUCUGUAUCCUCCGGUUUAUGUCCCACCCAUGGCUAUGCCAAAUUAUUCAACAAACGUCCCUUAUGCAUCAAAUGGAAAUAAUUAUCUUCAGAUGCCUGCUGGAGGUUCACAUUUAACUGCAGGUCAAGUGAAAUAUGGAGUUUCACAGUAUAAGCCAGUCCCAACUGGUAACCCUUCUGGUUAUGGAAAUUACACUCACCCAGCUGGUUUUACAAUUAGUUCUCCUGGUGUUAUUGGAGCUGCAGUUGGUGUGGAUGAUGUUAAUCGGAUGAAGUACAAAGAUAACAACAUUUAUGCACAAACUCCACAGGUAGAGGCAUCUGAUAUCUGGAUUCAGACUCCUCGAGAGAUGCCCACUUUGCAGUGUCCCCCAUAUUAUAACAUAUCUGGUCAAGCAACACCUGGUGCCUAUAUGGCAAAUCCUGGUAAUGCAUCUUACAAUGCUACAGCCCAGUCCUCGCAUGCACAAUUUGCUGGCAUGUACCACCAGCAGCAGCCUCCUUCAAUUGUAAGUCCACAUGCCAUGGUGCAUCAGCAGGUCCCGUCUGCCAUUGGUCCUAAUGUUGGAGUUGGUGUGGCUGCACCAGGCCCCCAAGUGGGGGCCUACCAGCAGCCACAGCUUGGCCAUAUGAAUUGGAGACAACCCAACUUUUAAAGAAGGUUUCUUAAUUAUCUGUAAUUAGGGGUCACAAGAGCCUUUAAUGUAACAACAAUUGGCUCCUUUUAACAGGAACCACUUCUGUUUUUAGUGCAGCUCUGUCCGAUCUAUUUAAGGUCUAACAAGGUUUUUGUUAGCUUUUCUUUCCUCCCAUGUGAAAUCAGUAUGCUCCAUGAAUUGGUAUGAUGUAGAUUGUGAGCUAAAUUUACAUUGAGCAAAGUUCUUCCAAGAGAACUGGGGUUGAGCAUUUUCUA
This is a messenger RNA of Brachypodium distachyon (stiff brome), 3016 nucleotides long. RefSeq lists its product as uncharacterized. The transcript has 10 exons. The coding region runs from base 207 to 2759 and encodes 850 amino acids. The record is from RefSeq and is a predicted model, not a curated record. Lineage: Eukaryota; Viridiplantae; Streptophyta; Magnoliopsida; Poales; Poaceae. Gene Ontology annotation, molecular function: protein binding.